AGAUUUUGACACGUCGAAGAGUGGUCACAGUUUAUUAUCGGUAUAAAAAGCCGAAUUUUAAAAAAUUAUUUUGUUAAUUGGGGAAUAUGAAAUUUAUAUUACGAUAAGCUAUUUAUUCUUAUAAUGCGGUGUGACUGGAAUUUAAGAAAGAAAAAAAAACGCAUCUAACGUGAAUAAUAAGACAUGGAAUUUUACGUAAUGACCGAUUACAACAUUUCGCCACCAGAAAGGUACACAAACCUUUCUCAAAAGCAUAAUUACAUAAACUUUUUUAUUCAAAAUAAAAUAAUCGAAAAGGAAAAUACCUGAUUUGAUUCUAGACAAGAAGACCCAAUUAACGGGCCUUACUGGGUCUUAGUUUAGAUUUAAAUGGGCCGGAUUUAUCUAACUAACGGGUCGUAAUACUUUGAGCCUUGAGAUGAACGCUUCUCAUUCGAAAAAUACGCGCGUCCCAUCAAACGAGUACAACGCAUUACACGUGUAACGUUCCUAUUGGUUCAGUAUAAACCCACUUUCUCUCAACUCAAAUAAAGUUUUAACCGUUUUUACCGCCUUCAGUUACAGAGUCGAAGCGAGAGAGCAAGAGAGAGAUCAUCAAUGGCCUUAGGAGACGAUCCGGAGAACCGAGAGAUCGGAAGCGAAGACGGUGGCCGGAGCAGAAUCGGACCGCCGCCUAUUCCAUCACCGUUGUCGUCGUGGCUGGUUCCAUUGUUCGUCGUAACCAACGUGACACUCUUCUCCAUCGCGAUGUUCGUCAACAACUGCCCUAAGCAUUCGGAGUCUCAUCAUUCUCCCAACCACCACUGCGUCGCCACGUUCCUCGGGAGACUCUCGUUCGAGCCUCUCCGGAACAAUCCUCUCUUCGGUCCAUCUUCACGCACAUUGGUGAAGUUAGGAUCACUUGAGUGGUGCAGAGUCGUGGAAGAGCAUGAAGCUUGGCGUCUCUUUACAUGUAUAUGGUUACAUGCCGGUGUUAUUCAUCUUGUGGCUAAUAUGAUCAGUCUCCUCUUCGUCGGUAUUCGCCUGGAGCAGCAGUUUGGUUUCGUUAGGAUUGGAGUUAUAUACGUAGUAUCAGGAGUAGGAGGAAGCGUAUUGUCUUCUCUCUUUAUCAGAAAUGGUGUCUCUGUUGGAGCUUCUGGUGCUCUCUUUGGACUUCUUGGCUCAAUGCUUUCCGAGAUUCUUACCAACUGGACUAUCUACUCUAACAAGGUUGCAGCACUCUUGACGCUUUUGUUUGUCGUUGUGAUAAACCUGGCCUUUGGGAUUCUACCUCACGUUGAUAAUAUGGGUCAUCUGGGUGGGUUUGUAGUUGGGUUUCUCCUCGGUUUUGUUCUGCUGGCUCGUCCUCAGUUCAAGUGGUUAGCUAGAGAGCAUAUUCCACAAGACAGACGUCUGACGUCUAAGUACAAGCCUUACCAAUACAUAUUAAGGCUCAUCUCUCUAGCUUUGAUGAUCGCCGGGUUUGUGGUGACGCUGGUGAUGCUAUUCAGAGGAGAAGACGGUAAUGAUCACUGCCGCUGGUGUCGCUACCUACGCUGUAUCCCCACUUCAAAAUGGAGUUGUGAAGACGUUUGAUAAAUAAGCAAACAUUGUUUACUUUGUAAAUGCUUAGUGUGAUUGCUUGUGUGUGUGUGUGGUUGUCCUUCAUUGCGCAAACUUGUGACUUGACAUGACUACAAAUUAUUGAAGUUUCUUUAACCA
This is a messenger RNA of Brassica rapa (field mustard), 1701 nucleotides long. RefSeq names its product RHOMBOID-like protein 3. Gene Ontology annotation, biological process: proteolysis. Gene Ontology annotation, molecular function: serine-type endopeptidase activity. Gene Ontology annotation, cellular component: membrane. The record is from RefSeq and is a predicted model, not a curated record. Lineage: Eukaryota; Viridiplantae; Streptophyta; Magnoliopsida; Brassicales; Brassicaceae.